CACUUGAAGAAGUGACGCGUUAGAUGCAGUUGGACGCCAACACCAGUGUUUGUUAAAAGGCUGGAGAUAUAUAUUCAAGAUUCUCAAGGUUCAAGGAUCUCUCUUAACUUGAACUGCGUAUUAUCUGAAGCAUCCAAAGUUGGGAUUAGAGUUCGCGUGCAAUCGGACGGCAGGCAAGGUCCAUCGUUAAAACAUUCUCUACUCUUAGAAAUUGUGGCCACUGUUCUCAUCAUCAUCAUCAUGGCUGGAAUCUUCACAGAAUCAUCACAGACAUUAUCGGAGAACGAGAGUGCCACAAGCACAGAAGAACUACGCGGAAACGAGGAGCACAUUACGAUCGAUGCUCAUCCGGAACUGCAGCCAACAGUAGCUCACGAAACCAGGGCAUUGGAUACACCUGAGGAUAACGUCACACAUGUCACCGCAUCUCCUGACGCCUCGCUGUCUGAGCCAACUAUUGCAGGGUUCGAGGUACACGAAUGUCUACAGCAACAUGCAGGAGCAGUCAGCAUAGAAAGAGAUGUCUCGACCUGUUCGAUCCAAGUGGACUCAGGAGUGAUAAGAAGAGACUCGGGCGUCAGUAGAAUACCGGAACAAUAUUCGGAGGAUGUCUUGUGGUACGACAUGGCAUAUAAGAAUGGCGCUGGAACGCGCGGAAAAUGUGUCAUCUUCAACUUCUCGAAGGUUGCUGGAUAUCCUGAACGAAUUGGAACCAAAAAAGACGAAGAGGUGAUACGAACGCUCUUUGGAGGACAGCUUGGAUUUGAUGUUGAUGUGCAUGAUGAAAAAACAAAAGAGGAGAUGCUUAAAAAGCUUGAAAAGUUGGCUGACGAGGAUCACUCAAGUUCAUGCUGCCUCUGCUUGUUCCUGUUGAGCCAUGGGAAUGAUGAUGCCAUAAUCUGCAAAGACGGCGAAAAAAUUCAACUGUCCCACGUGUAUUCUACGUUCGACCCAAGGAACUGUAAAGGUCUGGCUGGUAAACCUAAGUUGUUUUUCGUUCAGGGUCAUUCAAGAGCUAUCCCCUCAGAAGAAAUAGCUGAAGAUCAUCUCCACGGACCUAGCGCGCGACAAACUUUUCAGCACGAUCCUUCUCAGUCCGAAGAAUGGAGGUUGGAAACCCAGCCCACACCUGCAACAACAAAAGAGAUAACACAGGCUUGCCGCGGUAAAGAGAUAGACACAGGGAUCCAACAUGACGGUCCAGCUGAUACUGCUGCGUGGAACUUCGGAAGAACGCUUCCCAUAUAUGCUGAUUUCUUCGUCUUCUACGCCACAUGCCCUGGUGUGCCCGCCUACAGAGACGAAAAUCAUGGAUCAUUAUUCAUUCAGACGCUCUGUGAAGUCCUGGCGAAAGAAUUCCGCCACAAGGAUUUCCUGACCAUGAUGACACUUGUCAAGCAUUGUGUUUCAGACGAAGAUAUUUCCGUCGAGAACCGAUGCGGGUCAAACAGACCGAUGCGGGUCAAACAGAUGCCGCACAUAAAUUCUACGCUGAGGAAGAAUUUACACUUUGCGGGCCAGGGAAUGGACUCUGGAGCAUAUCCGGUCAUCGUGCGCCCCAGCCAUAACCCGGACUGUUUGGAAUUAGGGAAUGAUAACUUGGCACGGCUUCUCACCGACCCCGUUGUUGCAGACCUCCCUGUGGUGGUCUUGUCAGUGGCAGGAGGAUUCCGCCUCGGAAAGUCCUUCCUUCUCGGCUUCUGUAUCAGGUAUCUGGAACACUUGGAGACGUCGUCGCAUCCAUCAGGUUGGAUGGACAAGGACAAUAUACCCUUGACAGGCUUUUCUUGGAAAUACGGCAGCAAAAGACAUACAACUGGCAUUCACCUGUGGGGAAAAGUUUUCAAAAUCAAGACCCCGAAACACGGGCUCGUGGCUGUAGUCCUCAUGGACACGGAAGGCGCAUUCGACAACAGGUCCACGCUGGAAGGAAAUGUCACAAUUUUUUCAGUGAGCAUGCUGCUGAGCUCUGUCCAAGUGUACAACCUCAACAAACAAAUAACCCAGUCCGAUUUGGAGCACCUGAAGCUAUUUGCCGAGUAUGCUAGCAUGGCAAGAAGUAAGGAGCGCCAGGGCAAUGAAGUGUUCCAGAAGCUCCUGUUUCUUAUUCGUGACUGGCAAUAUCCUGGAGAGGAACCGUUUGGACUGGAAGGAGGACAAGAGCUGCUUGAUCCUUGGCUUGAAAGGAACCACACACUGCCCCGUGAAGUCUACGAACUGCGCGAAAACAUCAGCUCCAGCUUCGCCGAAGUGAGAUGUUUCCUGUUGCCUAGACCUGGUGACGCGAUAGAGAACUCGAGCUUCGACGGAAAACUUCGUGAUCUUUCUACAGAUUUUAAAUGUCACAUAAAGGAUCUCGUGCCUUUUCUUCUUUCACCCGAAACGGUUGUUCCAAAAAAGAUCAAUGGAAGGAUUGUUACGUGCAAGGAGCUCGUGUGCAUGUUUCAGGCUUAUUUCAGCGUCUUCAACCAUAAGGAGCUCCCUCAACCCAUGUCUAUCUUCAACGCAACUGCAUUUAUCCACAACAAGCGAAUAAUGGACAAGAUCGUUGGAAAAUAUGACAACGCGAUGGAAGCGAUCGUUCAUUCCAACUCUGACACUGACAUUCAAAUGGAACAUGAUAGACUGACAAGAGAGUGCUUGUCAGUGUUCCAAGAUGAGCAAAAGAUGGGAAAGCAUGACGCAGAACUUCGGGAACAGCUCACCAAGGUACUCAUUUGGCAUUUUUGUAAGGGAUACACAUCGAGAAGCGGGGAAGAAAUGGCAGCUCAGCGUACUGGGAGAUUCCGUUGUACAAUGCCUCUCGAACGAUUGGAUUACACUCAGAGGGGGUCACGUGACGAUCUUAACGCCCGCUACGAUUUGUGGAGACAUGCCCGUGAUAUGUGGAGGAAGUACACCCACGAUAUGGAGCAUCGAUUUGGGGAAGAGCGAGAAAAGGCCAAGCGUGAUUUUCAAGAAACUCUCGAACAGCACAUGGAAGACGAGAGGAAGAAAUAUGAGGAACAUAUGGAUUCUAUGGCCAGAACACACAGUCUAGAUGUGGAACAGAUGAAAAAGGCUAUGGAGACUGCAUCUUUAAAGAAUCGAAUCUGGGACAUUGGGUUGGCGAUCGCAAACGCUCUCCCUGGUCUUUGCCAAGCUGGAGUCGGCCUUUUGAAAAUAUCUCGGAAGUAUCCCAGAGGUCCUCGCUGAGAAACCCAGUGGCAUCCAUCGACAGUUUGGCGUUACCUGAGUAGUAUAUGAUCAGCUCAAGAAGCCGGCAAGUCACACAGUCGCCUGGACGCCAUUAAUUAGCAAUUAGAGCUAAUUGGGACCCCCCACAUUAAUCAGGACCCUCCAGAGAGUCAUUACACUAAUUGGGGACCAUCUAAGACACGUCCAGACCACUGUGUGAGUUGCCGGCUACUUGAGCUGAUAAAAAAUAAAAAAAUAGGUAGAAAAUAAAAUGAAAAGAUAGAAAUAGA
Ornithodoros turicata is the source of this 3467-nucleotide messenger RNA. RefSeq lists its product as uncharacterized. The coding region runs from base 241 to 3195 and encodes 984 amino acids. The transcript has 24 exons. The record is from RefSeq and is a predicted model, not a curated record. Gene Ontology annotation, molecular function: cysteine-type endopeptidase activity; GTPase activity; GTP binding. NCBI's taxonomy places the organism in Eukaryota, Metazoa, Arthropoda, Arachnida, Ixodida, Argasidae. Gene Ontology annotation, biological process: proteolysis.